This is a messenger RNA of Labeo rohita (rohu), 5747 nucleotides long. RefSeq names its product semaphorin 7A (gene sema7a). Gene Ontology annotation, biological process: neural crest cell migration; integrin-mediated signaling pathway; negative chemotaxis. Lineage: Eukaryota; Metazoa; Chordata; Actinopteri; Cypriniformes; Cyprinidae. The transcript has 14 exons. Gene Ontology annotation, molecular function: integrin binding; semaphorin receptor binding; chemorepellent activity. The record is from RefSeq and is a predicted model, not a curated record. Bases 192 to 2111 code for a protein of 639 amino acids.
CUUUGAUCUCGUAGGUGUCUGUUCCGCUUCGAGAGGUCAGAACUGUCCGUCGUGACUGCGCUUAUUUCACUCCUCCCCUCAUAGGAGCAGCCUACUCUCGUCACAUUUCAGGCGAGGCGCAUCUCAAACAAGCCUACAGUCCGACAUGGGAUAUGGUCGUGUUAUUCUGAGCGGAUAGACUGUGUGGGACCAUGAUUUUAAAACGGCAAUAUUUCUCUGUCAACAUCAAAAGGAAUUUGGCGUAUCCGUGGCUUAUUUAUGGAGCGUGCUUUCAUUGUGUCUUUUGUUCUUAUAAUCCCAGAUUAACUCUGAGACAAGAUGAUGCGCCAUUUCUAUACAAACGAAAUUAUAGUCAUACAGUCUUAUUCCAUCAGGAAGGAUCAAAGAAUCUGUUUGUAGGAGGAAUAAAUAAUGUCCUGCAUUUUGAUGUAGACAAUUGCCAGAUUGUGGAGAACUUUACUCUGAAUCCAAGAUGUGGUAAGGGCUCCUGUGACAAUGUAGUUACGGUAAUUGAGAAGUUUGAUGACUACACACUUGUAUGUGGGACGAAUGAAAACCAGCCAAAGUGUUGGAAACUGUUUGCCGGAGAAAGCAACCAUUCCACAGAGGAUAUAGACGGCACAGGAAUCUCACCUCAUACGUGUUUGCAAAACUCCUUGUCACUGGUGGCAGAUGGAGAUCUGUAUGCGGCAGCUCCUCUAUACGAUGAUGGAACCCUCCUGCAGUUUCGCAGAAAAUAUGGACAGCGAACCAGUGUGUGGAUGUAUGACCAGUGGGUCUCAGAACCCACUUUUAUUUCUAGCUUCCUGGCCAAGCGCAACAACGACCCCUUGAAUGAGAAAAUAUACGUCUUAUUUCGUGAGAAAAACUCAGACAUGAGUCCAGAAGCAGAUCCGUGGAUAUCCAGAGUGGCCAGAGUGUGUAAGGUCGAUGAAGGUGGUCCCAAGCAGUUACUUCAGAACAUCUGGACCUCCUUUUUGAAGGCACGACUAGUGUGCGGGAUUCCUAGUGAAUCACUGUACUUCAACCGCCUGCAGGACAUUUUCAUCCAGCAUGCUGAUGACUGGAGGAAUUCACGAGUAUAUGCGCUCUUCUCCAGCAGCUGGAACUCUACUGCUGUGUGUAUUUACUCGUUGGCAGACCUUGAUGUUGUUUUUGAACAUUCCUCCUUCAAAGGUUAUUCUGGGGCCAUCCCCACCCCAAGACCAGGAACGUGUGUCAAAAAAAGCAAUUCCAUUCCAAUUUCUACCCUUCAAAUCAUUAAAGACCAUCCAGAAAUGAGGGACUGGAUUCACCCCAUUCAAAAAGAUACACCUUUUUUCACAAGUAACAAGAACUUCACCAAAAUUGCUGUUGACAGAGUCCAAGCUUCGGAUGAUAAUAUGCACAAUGUGCUUCUGCUUGCAACAGACAAUGGAGCGAUUCUCAAGAUCCUGGAAGAUGGCUCCAAAGCCUUCAUCAUCUCUGAAACGCAUCUACAUAAUGGUUCAGCACCCGUACAUUCAAUGAAACUCGACUCUGAGAAGAGGAAGUUAUUUGUAGGAUAUCCUGGGCAGAUUUCCAUGUUAGACCUGCAGAGAUGUCAAAACUACAAUGCUUCGUGUGAAGAAUGUGUCCUUUCCCGUGAUCCAUACUGCGCUUGGACCGAACAAGGCUGCACAUCACAAACUAGAGGAGGAAUACAAAACAUUGCUGAUGGACUCACUGAAGUAUGUCACCAAAAACCAGGUGGAAGAUUCAGAAGAGAAGUACAAGAAGUGCAGACAGUUCCAUUAAGGAUUCAACUCUCUGUGCCCACUGGUGUCCCCUUCUAUCUCUCUUGUCCUGUCGAUUCCCAUCAUGCCGAUUACAAAUGGGAACAUAAGCAAAAGAGCAUCCCAUGCCAGAAGACCCCAUCAGAAUGUCUCCUGCUCAUCCCAGCCAUGACAGAUGACAUGUAUGGCAGUUACAAAUGUACAUCGAAUGAACUCGAUUACGCCAGAACUGUGAAGGAAUACAAUCUCUUUAAUAACAACUUCAGAUCUGAUUCUAAUGAUGCUCAGAUGCACAGAGUACAGGGCUGGUUAAUAGGCGCAUUUGUCAGUAGUGCCUUCUAUCUGCGUACACUUUAAGGUCAAGGCAGUUAUUUAAAUGUCAGUGCUUCCAUCUUCAAGCUUUUCUGAUGACCUGUAAGCUGAUUAAAACCAUCAGUCACACGUUGCCAGGCGCCAGUCGUUGGUCUUAUCAGGUGAAGUUUAUAGGGAAGUAAACACUAAAUUAAAAGCAAGAAAGCGUCCAUCCUAGCAGGUAGCUUGCCAUUACGUGCUUCGCAGCUGUUGAGUGGCUGUGGAGUGUAUACAGUGCGGUUCAAAGUCUGACACUGAAGUGGAGAUUUGAAAAACUGGAAAUCCUGUCCAACAGUUUUAGAGAAACAAAACCUCAUGACGUAAAAUGAAGAAAAUAUUUCAGAGGCUGCAGUGUUUUUAGGUCACAAGAUACCUUUUAAAACAUUCCCCAAUAUUGUUACCUAAUAUAAUAGGCCAGUGGAUGGCAAGAAGUGACUAUUUUCAUGAGUGAGUCGUUGAAUUAGUCAUUCAGCCAAUUUGUUAAAAAAUGCUUAUUUUUUCAGAAACAAAAUAAUGACUGUUUUUGUAAGUGAGAUUCAUAACUGAUUCAUUCAAAAACACUGAUUCAGAAUAGUCAAAAAUAUUUAAGUUAAAUGAGUCAUUCAGCCAGUUUGUUAAUAAAUACUAAUUCUUUCAGAAACAGAACAAUUAGUGUUUUUGUGGGUGAGUCAUUCCAUUAUUCACUCAACUGAUUUAUUCAAAAACGCUGAUUCAAAAUAGUCAAAAAUGUUUGAGUUGAAUCAGUCAUUGAACCAGUUUGUUAAAAAAACGUUAAUUUCAGUAACAGAACAAUGACUGUUUUUGUGAGUUAAUGAAUCAUUCACUUAACUGAUUCUUUUAAAAAUGCUUGUUUAGAAUAGUCAGAAAUGUUCAAGCUGAAUCUGUCAUUCAGCCAAUUUGCUACAAAAUGCUAAUUCUUUUACAAACAGAGCAAGGACUGUCUUUGCGAGUAAGUCAUUGAAUUAUUCACUCAACUGAUUCAAUCAAAAAUGCUGAUUCAAAAUAGUCAAAAUGUUCGAGCUGAAUCAGUCAUUCAGCUUUUUUUUUUUUUAAAAGCAAAUUUUUUUUAGAAACAGAACAAUGACUGUUUUUGUGAGUGAGUCAUUGAAUUAUUCACUUAACUGAUUCAUUCAAAAACAUGGAUUCAAAAUAGCAAAAAUGUUUGUCGUAUCUGUCAUUUAGCCAAUUUGUUAAAAAAUGCUAAUUCUUUUAGAAACAGAACAAUGAUUGUCUUUGCGAGUGAGUCACUGAAUUAUUCACUCAACUGAUUUGUUGAAAAACGCAGAUUCAAAAUAGUCAGAAAUGUUUGAGUUGAAUCAGUCAUUCAACCAGUUUGUUAAAAAAACGUUAAUUUCAGUAACAGAACAAUGACUGUUUUUGUGAGUUAAUGAAUCAUUCACUUAACUGUUUCUUUUAAAAAUGCUUGUUUAGAAUAGUCAGAAAUGUUCAAGCUGAAUCUGUCAUUCAGCCAAUUUGCUACAAAAUGCUAAUUCUUUUACAAACAGAGCAAGGACUGUCUUUGCGAGUAAGUCAUUGAAUUAUUCACUCAACUGAUUCAAUCAAAAAUGCUGAUUCAAAAUAUUUAAAAAUGUUCGAGUUGAAUCAGUCAUUCAUUUUUUUUGUUUAUUUUUAAAAAAGCAAAUUUUUUUUAGAAACAGAACAAUGACUGUUUUUGUGAGUCAUUGAAUUAUUCACUUAACUGAUUCAUUCAAAAACAUGGAUUCAAUAUAGCAAAAAUGUUUAAGUCGUAUCUGUCAUUCAGCCAAUUUGUUAAAAAAUGCUAAUUCUUUUAGAAACAGAACAAUGAUUGUCUUUGCGAGUGAGUCACUGAAUUAUUCACUCAACUGAUUUGUUGAAAAACGCAGAUUCAAAAUAGUCAGAAAUGUUUGAGUUGAAUCAGUCAUUCAGCCAAUUUGUUAAAAAGGCUCAUUCUUUCAGAAACAGAACAGUGGCUGUCUUUGUAAGUAAGUCACUGAAUUAUUCACUCAACUGAUUCAUUCAAAAACGCUGAUUAAAAAUAGUCAUAAAUGUUUGAGUUGAAUUAGUCAUUCAGCCAAUUUGUUUAAAAAAUGCUGAUUCUUUCUGGAGCAGAACAAUGGCUGUCUUUGUAUGUAAGUCAUUGAAUUAUUCACUCAACUGAUUCAUUCAAAAAUGCUAAUUCAAAAUAGUCAGAAAUGUUCAAGUUGAACUAUUUUCAUUUGUAGAGCAAAAACGCAUACAUGUUUUUCAGGCUGUUGUAUGAAAGCAUUUUCACACUCGCAGACAUGCUAUUCUUCCAAACAUCAGAAGAACUGUGAAUUAACAACAGCUCUGUUGCUCACUUUUAGAUUUCACUGUAUGAAAUGAAAGCACUUUAAAUUUGUUUCUGCAUUAUCUUUAAAGACUGUAGCUUGUCUGUACAGUCACAUACAGUAUGUGAUGUAAUCAGGGGCACACCAGACAAACUAUUUUAGAUCUAUAAAUGGGCACAACGGUCUUGUUCUCACCGAAUUUCCCAAUUGUAGUGUGUUUGUUUACUGGAAAACUUCCUUCCAACCUCCCUCCAUUAGGGUAGCCUAAUUUGUGAGAUAGCAUAUGUUUAUUAAUGAUUAUGCCUGGCACUCGUGUUUGCACUUUCUUUUCAUUUGUCAUUCGUAUUGUUUCAAGCACUUGUCCUUCAAAAUGUAUAUCGCUAAUGGUUCAUGAGUUUGGUUUUGUGAAGAGAAACAGAAAUGUUGGGUGUUAUCGUGUCCAUACACUUGUUCAGGAAGUUUGUUAAAUUGGGUGUAGUAAGGGAGUUUCUGGAAUUUUGGGUGUGGUGGGCAAACGCAAGGUCUCUAUUGGACUUCAGUGCUUUUGGCCGAUGUGUAAAAAUGGAUUUUGUUCUUUAAAAACAAAGUUAAAUGAGUUGAAGCAUUUCCAAGAUGUGCAACUCCAAAAUAAAUAUACAAUGGAUCAUUUCUAGUUCUCAAAAUAUGUAGCAACUAUAUGUUCUGAAAGAAUUCUCUUAAUUUAGAAUUAUAUAAGUAUAUAAUAUUAUAGAAUUAUAUAAUAUAAGUAUUUAGGGAACAAGAUUACGCACCUUGUGUUUUUAAUUCAUUACAACUAUAAAGUAGGUAAUAAAGUAAGUUUGAAUGAUGUGCUUGUAGAGAACGAAAAAAGGGGUGCCUUAGGUUGUAGACUUAUGAAAAUGAAAGGAAUUUUACAUAUGUAUGUUCACCCAAAUGUGUUACUGCAGCAAUGUAGUUUUAUGUAAAAACACAUAUUUGUCUUGCAGAUAUUUAAUAUUGGCUUUAUUGUUUCCUAUGCCACUGAUAGUACCAAGGCAUUGCUUGUAAUACAGUGGUCUCAUUCAUUUUUUAUGUAAUGAUGUAACAUAUUAAUUUAUUAAAAGCUGGAAUUAACAGCAUGACAAAAGAGCCACAGCUGUGAACCGGCUGUUAUGUUUCCAGUGUAUUUCACGUCGAUAUUUUGAAUUCAAUUCUUUGUCGUGUUAUACAACAGCCGCUUUGUGAUUAAUAUUUUUUCUGAAUAAUUUUUACCUACAGCUAAAUACCUCCCAGUGUACACCUUAUAUUAUGUACUGCUGUGUUAUGUUGUACUUUCUAUUUAUUUUUAUGUAUUUCCCUAAUCAAAAACUAAUACAGCUAUAUUUUUCUAUCA